AAGUACAAUGAUCAUCAGGGCACUAAUGACCAGUGUAGCCCCAUCAUUGCCACCUGCCAGUGCCCAUCAAUGCCACCUGCCAGUGCCCAUCAAUGCCACCUGCCAGUGCCCAUCAGUGCCACAUAUCAGUGCCCAUCUGAGCUGCCUUUCAGUGCCACCUAUCAGUGCCAGUCAGUGCUGCCAAUCCGUGCCACCAAACAGUGCCGCCUAUCCGUGCCACCUAUCAGUGCCAUAUACGAGUGCUGCCUUUCAGAGCCCAUCAGUGAUGCCUGUCAAUGCCCAUCAGUGCCACCUACCAGUGCCUCCUGAUCAGUGCUGCCUAUCAGUGCCCAUCACUGCAGCCUCAUUAGCGCACAUCAGUGGAGAAGAAAAAUCACUUAUUUACAAAAUUUUAUAA
Staurois parvus is the source of this 397-nucleotide messenger RNA. Lineage: Eukaryota; Metazoa; Chordata; Amphibia; Anura; Ranidae. The record is from the annotation of a GenBank genome assembly.